GAUGCGUCCCCUGGUGCUCGCUGCAGAUAUCGAUCUUGCCGAUCAUCAAAAUCCAACAACGGACGCAGAUAUGUACGGGAACGCGACGCUUCACAAGAUGAGCUCAAAGUGCUGCAGGCAAAGAAAAAAUUUCGGUGCUCAACUUUCCCCGCAAAAUCUGGCACUUCCUGAUUCCGAAUUCGAGGCCCGCCCCUUGAUUUUCUAAAGCUUGGUAAAGACGUCAUUGCGGUGUCACUCUCGCGGCGCCACAGAAGUUCUGUUUACAUCAAAACCCAGGUGUUAGCUCACGGUCUCUUCACCUUCCCACGAUUUCGUAUUCAUUCUCCUAGCAGUUUCUCGUCCCGUGCACUCUGUCCCUUGUGCCUGUCUUCCACUCCUCGCCGUUUCGUGACGACGUCAUGUUCGCUUCAAGAAGCGCUCUUCGCGCCUCGCGCACCUUACGAGUCCCAAAGCGCCAAUUGCGCUGGCAAUCUACCAGUUCCGUCUCUCCGCCCACGAGCGGUGCCGUGAGCGGCGCCAUCGCUGGCGGCGCCACGGCCUUCCUGCUCGGCUACGCCUGGUACUGGUACUCAGGUGCCAAGACUGUGGUCAACACGGCCAAGGAGGCGCAAGAAUACAUGCGCUCAACGCAGGAGGAGUUCAAGCGGCAGUUUCAGGAAAAAGCUCCCAGUCCCAACGAGGCGAUGCGCUGGCUGCGCCAAGUGACGACGUACUACGCUGGUUUUCUGCCCGGUGCGAGCGGGUUUGUGAAUGCGACUUUUGACGACCUGGACAAGAUUCGCGAACGGCAUGGGGAUGAAGUGGACCAAAUCGUUAGAGAGGCAUAUGAAGAGCUCAAGAGCGUGGGGCAGAAGGGCGGAAUGGAUCUGAAAACGGCGCAGAAGGCUUGGGAGAUCCUCCAAAAACACGUGGAGAGGAUUGCCGAACUGGCAGGUGACGCAGCGGAAGAUAUUCUAGAGAAUCAUCCCAAACUUAAGAAAGCCGUGGGUGAAAACAUCCAGCUGCUGAAGCAGUAUAGUGAGGAAUAUGGACCUGAAGCGAAAAAGGCUUACGAGGAGACGAAGAAACAGGUCGGAGACAUUCUCAAGAACGGGCUAAGCGCCGACUCGGUGUCUAAGUUGCAGAAGCUCGCGGAAGAGAAAGUUGAGCAAGUCAAGAAGCUGGGCGACAAAGCCUGGCAGAAGAGCCUUGAUGAAGCUCGACCCCUGCUGGACAAGAAUCCUAAGGUCAAAGAACUUCUGGAAAGCAAUGCCAGCGCCCUCAAGCAAGGAAACAUCAAGGAGUUGUUCACCAAGAUCAGAGAGGCCGUCGAGAGCGGGUCGACAGAGGACCUAGAGAAGUAUGUGAACGAGGCGAAAGACAAGGUACAGAAGAGUACGGGUGGAGGGGUAGAGCAGUACCUACAGGCGAUACCAGGCGGCGAGCAGGUGUGGAACAAGUUGGGUCAGCUGCAGGAGGUUGCGGAGCAAAAGGGACCUGAAGCAGAGAAGCUGGUGCGGGAAACGCUGAAGGAGAUUGGCGAUGUUCUGUCGAGGAAAGCAGAGGAAGCCAAGAAGCUUGGAGAGGAUGUCAAGCAGGGGAAGUGAGAAAGGAUCAAUUUUGAGACAUGUGCAGCGGAGGGAUUCUGCAUCUAGGACUGGUUCGUUGAGACGGACCGCAGUUUGGGGGAGGAGCUUAUGGAGGGAGUAUUGGCUGUGAGACGACUAACCUGAUGUUAUCCCUGGCAUCUGUGGAUGCGAGAUGCAAUCGGCAUAUCUUGUACUGGAUCUGUAUGAAUGAUCCCCCAAAACGAGAAAUUUUAAUGCUGCCUCCUCGUCAGGCUGUUGAGUCAUGCCUCAAUUCGUCUUCGUGCACUGACGACUGAAUACAGUGUGUCUAAGCCUCUGCAUGGGAUGCUUCUUCAGCCUCACGAUGCCGCGUUGGAAGCAUGGUCCUAGUCCACC
Verruconis gallopava is the source of this 1943-nucleotide messenger RNA. RefSeq lists its product as uncharacterized. NCBI's taxonomy places the organism in Eukaryota, Fungi, Ascomycota, Dothideomycetes, Venturiales, Sympoventuriaceae. Bases 399 to 1586 code for a protein of 395 amino acids. The record is from RefSeq and is a predicted model, not a curated record. The transcript has 2 exons.